Messenger RNA from Xyrichtys novacula (pearly razorfish), 3371 nucleotides. The record is from the annotation of a GenBank genome assembly. NCBI's taxonomy places the organism in Eukaryota, Metazoa, Chordata, Actinopteri, Labriformes, Labridae.
AUGGAAACAGACAAGGAGAAGAACACCAGAACUCCAGGAAAUGAGGAGAAAAUCCUCCGGAAGUGUGCAUGCGGAUGGGAAAAAGAGACCACGUUUAGGGGGUUGCGAAUCCACCAGGGGAAGGCAAAGUGUGGUCAGAAAGGCCAACAGCAACCUUGCACUGCUUUGGCAGGUGAGACAAGUGGGACCGAAAGCCAGGGGAAAAACCACAGUGCCAAUGGACCCAAAGUUGCACAAGGCAUAGAUGUCACAGAGGAAGAAGGCCCAAUGGUGGAGGGUGAGCCCCCACGUGAGCACCAAAACCCAGUCGCAACCAACUCACACAGGACAGAGCCUCAAGCAGAGACCAAGAAACCAACCAGAAGGAGUAAGCUCAAGUGGCCGAAAUCAAACGAGACAGAGGCAUGGAGAACGCUGGACACUGACCUGGUAAAGGCGCUGGAGGCAUCCUUGCAUGGAGGGGUGGAAGCCAAGCUUAACCAGUUCGGGGACAUCCUAUACCAGGCCUGCAGCGACAGGUUCAGUGAAGUAACCCCCAGCCAAAGGACCACACAAAGAGAGAAGGGAAGGAGGGAGAUGGAGAUCGACCACCUUGUGCGAAGGCGCAGACAACUCCGCAAGAACUGGAGGAAGGCAACACUGGAGGAGAAAGAGGGUCUGAAAGCCCUUUGGGAGGAGAUCAGGCAAAGACUCUCCAGGCUCCGCCGAGCAGAACGUAUCCGCAAGCGCAGCAAACGGAAACAAAAAGAACGAGCCAGCUUCUUCAAAGACCCCUUUAAGCAUGCCAGACAGCUGCUGGAGGAGAAGAAGAGCGGGAAGCUCGAAACCACCAGGGAGCAACUUGAACAGCAUGUCAGCGGGCAAUACAGCGACCCUGCAAGGAACGUCCCACUAGGAACACCUGGGUAUGUACCACGACCCGCACCACCGAGUGCUGAGUUCAACACCAUGCCCCCAAGCUCAGUGAAGUCAGGCAAAUCGUGAAGAAGGCAAGGUCUUCAUCAUCACCUGACCCCAAUGGAGUCCCUUAUAAGCUCUAUAAGAACUGUCCCAAGGUGCUAGAGCUGCUAUGGUACCUUAUGAGAACAGCCUGGAAAAAGCAGGUAAUUCCAUCAGAGUGGCAGAGAGCUGUUGCGGUCUUCAUCCCCAAAGAAGAGAACUCCAAAGACAUCAGCCAGUUUAGGAACAUCGCACUACUGAACGUAGAAGGGAAGAUUUUCUUCUCAGUCUUGGCCAGAAGGAUGACCAACUACCUGCUAGAGAAUGGCUAUAUAGACACCAACUGCCAGAAAGCGGGAGUCCCAGGCUUUCCAGGGUGUGUAGAGCACUCCACAAUGAUCUGGGACCAGAUCCAGAAGGCCAAGCGGGAGAAGAGUGACCUGCAUGUUGUCUGGCUUGAUCUUGCCAACGCGUAUGGAUCAGUCCCACACAAGCUGAUCAACUACGCCAUGGAGUUCUUCGACAUACCUUCCUGCAUCAAGAACAUCGUAGCAUCCUACUUCAAUGACCUGCAGAUGUGCUUUAGCCUCCAAGACUUCACCACCGGUUGGCAUCGGCUCGAGGUAGGAAUCGCUAUGGGUUGUGCAAUCUCUCCAAUUCUAUUUGUGGCUGCCUUCGAGGUUAUCCUCAUCGGAGCAAGACAGAUGGUUGGAGGGAUGAAAUUACCAUCCGGGCAGAGACUACCCCCGUUGAGGUCCUACAUGGACGACGUCACCAGCCUCCUUCAGACAGCAGCAUGUACAUCGAGACUGCUGAAAAGAAUGGAUGAGCUGAUGUCGUGGGCACGAAUGAAGAUCAAGCCCUCAAAAUCACGGAGCCUGUCCCUCAGAAGAGGAGUCCGAAGCGACAGUACCAUCUUCGUCGUAGGGGGAGAGAAAAUCCCACUCCUCUCUGAGCAACCCAUUAGAAGCCUUGGCAGACAGUACACUGCAGAGCUCUCGGACAAACAGAUGGGAAGAAGCGUCAUGAAGCAGCUGUCAGAAGGACUGGCAAAGAUCGACCGAAGCCAGCUCCCUGGGAAGUUCAAAGUCUGGUGCUACCAGUUCACACUCUACAGGAGGGUGAUGUGGCCGCUGAAAAUGAGUGAGAUCCCCUCAUCCACUGCAAGUAAGAUGGAUGGAAAAGCCAACUCAUUCAUCCGAAAGUGGUUGGGGCUGCCACGGUGCCUCUCUGAAACUGGCCUCUUUGGAAGGAACACACUACAGCUGCCGUUGCAAUCAAUCAGUUUGGGAUACAUGCAGGAAAAGACCAGGCUUGUCCUCGAACUGAGAGAGUCCACCGACCAGACUGUACAGAACGCAAACGCCAAGGUUCCCACAGGCCGGAAGUGGAACGCCAAAACUGAAGUCGACCGAGCCAUUGGUCGACUGCAACAUCAAGAGAUUGUCGGCAGAGUCCAGGCAGGAAGAGCUGGACUAGGGUGGGGAAAAGCGCCACGGUUCUGGUCCAAGGCCAGCCGCAAAGAGAGGAAGGAGUUGGUGGUGGCGGAGGUGACAAGGACGGAGGAAGAGCGCUACAAGAUCAAGGCCGUGUCGCAGGGCCGACAGGGUAGCUGGACAACCUGGGAAGGAGUAGCCAACAGAAACAUCAGGUGGGCAGACCUAUGGAAGAUCCCACAGGCAAGACUCAGCUUCCUUGUCCGCUCAACCUACGACACGCUUCCCUGUCCGCGGAACCUCCACCAGUGGUUCGGGAGUGAGGAGAGCUGCCCACCCUGCAGUGAGCCUAACGCAAGCCUUCAGCACAUCUUGUCAGGCUGCAAGAUCGCACUCUCCCAAGGACGCUACAGGUGGCGCCACGACCAGGUCCUGAGGAAGCUGGCUGAGGUGCUAGAGGGGCAGCGACAGGGCAACAAAGGGUCACCACCAGUAGGGAACCACAUCAGCUUUGUCACGGAGGGUGGGGGAAGAAGAAACACCAGGCCAAGAGAAACAUCCAGGCCGUUUGCCCCCGACCAGGAGUGGGACAUGAGGGUCGACCUAGACAGACAGCUCCGCUUUCCCACUGAGAUCACCACCACACCUCUCCGGCCUGACAUAGUGGUGUGGUCCACCAAGGCGAAAUCCGUACACCUCAUCGAACUCACGGUGCCAAUGGAGGAGGGGAUUGAGGCCGCCUUCGAACGGAAGAAGGCCAAGUACUCCGACCUUGCCGCUGAGUGCCGGGAGGCUGGCUGGAGGACCACCAUCUACCCAGUGGAGGUCGGAUGCCGAGGCUUUGUGGGGAUGUCAACCAUACGCUUCUUGAAGGAUGCAGGAGUGACCGGAGGAAACCUCAAGAAAGCAACCAAAGAGCUUGCAGAGGAGGCUGAGAAGGGGAGCUUUUGGCUUUGGCUGAGGAGGAAGGACAAGUGCUGGGGAAAGAACACCUAA